CCUGCUUUGAACUGCACAUUCAUUUGUAAUUUGUUCUCCGCUUCGACUUGUUGUGUUUGACGUAGUGCGUGUAACUUGCUUGUAAAUAAACGAGAGAGAGAGACGUACAAGAAGACAGUGUGUGGUGCAAUUCCGAGAAUUUGAAAAUUUCAGUAAAAUUAUUAUACGCAAAACUGCCUAAAAACGUAUUAAUCUGUGAAAUAUUUAGCUAAAAUCCAUGAUUAUUUAAUGUGUGGCUAUAAUUUAUUUGUAAUGUUGUGGAAAUAUAAAAUUUGAGAAGAAACCAAAUUAAGUUUUCCCAGAAAGGUCAAUUUCUAAGUAAACGAAUUUCCAAGAAUUCAAAUUCGAUCUGCGCUGUUGUGCAUAGUGUUGUGUGUGCGUGUAUACAUGCGCCAGAAGGACGCAGUGUAGAUCACAUACACAAGUGAAACGAAGGAGGGGAAGUGUGCAUGUUUGUGAUGCAAGUGCAAGAAGGUGCUGCAUAGCCUGCAUAUUUCCGCGAAUUGGACAAAUCGCUGCCUCUGCAAUAAAACAGCAAAAAAAGGUGAAAUAAUUUGGUUGCUUUCGGGCACAACAUACAUAUUUAUAUUAGACAGUAGUGGCAAAAUAUUCUAUAGCAGUAUAUGCAAAAUGUGUGAAUUAUUGCGCUACGUUAGCAGCACAACCAUUGUGUUGUGUUUAGCGCUCUUAAUCGCUGCAUUCCAUGAGGAUGAUGUGGGUAUGACAAUACCAUCACAUGUUGAUCUUAAUGUGGGAGACAGUGUGAAUAUAUCAUGUCUCUUAAAUCCCACCCGAUUUGAAUAUCCUUGCGAAAUGAUAUUCGAAAAUCAACUGACCAAGCUACGUGUCCCUCCGGAGGACAUUGUGGUAAUGAACACAAGUUACAUCGUUUAUAUGUUUCGAAAUGCACGAGAACAAUCGCUAAGGCUACUUUGUAAAUGUGAUAUGGAUGCAAUCGCAGAAUCAACCAUAAACGUGGGCACCCCACCGCGCGCUGUCAGUCAAUUCGAUUGUCGUAGUUUUGAUUUCGAAUAUAUGGUUUGUAAUUUCACUCAACCUGAAAAUGCCGUACUUACACAAUACAAUCUCACCUACUACAUCAAUUCACCGGAUUAUGAAACGCCGGCAUACUGUAAUUUUGAUAUGAAACCAUUAGUGGUUUGUAACAUCACCGCGGAGCAUUUAUACCGGCCACAAGUUGAGGAAUACCAUUUUAAAGUACACAGCAGCAACUCCCUAGGCAGCUUUAAGCAAGAAUUCACCAUCAACAACCUGAAUGUUAUGGUGCCAGCGCGACCAGGUCAAGAUUUUCGUAUUACGAAAUUAACCAAAGAUAGUAUGGAUGCCAUUUGGAGUAUGCCAAAAUAUGACUCAUAUUCACCGAACAAACACCGUGGAUUACAAUGGGAAAUACUAUUACAGCCAGAUGGGUUUGCAGUGCAAAAUAUCAGUGCUAGUACGCAAGCACGUUUGGUACGCUUUGAUCGCGGUUGUAAGUUGUCACUAAUUGAUCUGCCAUAUGCGCACUAUUGGUAUGAGUUGCGUUUACGAGUUAAAGUGCGUACCGCUGUUGCCGGUGAGGAUAUGUGGAGUCAAACAUUUAAGUAUCGUUUCCGUACGCGACCACGUAUGCCAGAUAGGCCACCACGCACUGAUAAUGGCGGUUUUUAUAUAAAUCCAUUGGAAACCGAAGUGCGCCUCUAUUGGGAGCAAUUAGAAAAGUGGGAGGAAAAUGGCGAUAACUUUACGUACAUAAUACGUGCGUUGGAAAAGCACAGCAAUGGACAAACCAGAGCACUACGGCCACGGCAACAAGAGGCAAAUUUUGCCAUUUUCGAUUGGCACAACGUUUUGCACUAUACUUUCCAGUUAAGUAGUCGUAAUCAUAUGGGGGAAUCCGCCAAUUCGAGCUUCAUUACCAUAUAUCCACAAACGAGUAGAUUUGCCAAACAUUAUACACCACACUCCAUACAUAAUGUUUACCAUGAGACAAAUCGUUCGUACACGCUAACCUGGCUGCCACCACAAAAGCAAGAGGGUCUACAAAAUUAUACCGUGUACUGGUGUUAUUCGAAAUUGGCCAUGCCCACCGAUUGCAGAGGCUCAAUACAUUUCCGUCAUGUGAGCAGCAAGACGCAUCGCUUCGCUACGGAACCACAAUCGGUCGAACAUGAUCACUCGUUAACGCUCGCCGUGUCCGCCAAUUAUAUGGAUUAUAAUACCGGUAUGCAUUGGACUUCGUGCAGUGUUGACGUGAAUGCCGAUUUUGAACCCAUGGAACCGGAGGUCUUAUCCACAACCGCAACUGAAUUGCGCGUACAAUGGAGCUCAAAGACAGUAUGUCCAUCAAUUUUGAGUGGUUAUAAUUUGACCUAUUGCGAGGUGGCUGAUACAACAACAGUUGACGAGCGCGCAACACCGCCUAGCGUAGCGGACGAUCUAUUUGAGCCGUUCAGUCGGAGCGCUAAGACGGUGCGUGCCGAAAAGGCGGCAUGUAUUAAUACGCCCACAACGAUACAAAUCGAUAAGAAUUGGAAUAAGUUUAAUAUAACUGGCUUAAAGCCGUUUACGCAAUAUCGUUUGGAAAUGUUUAUGUUCUCCCACGAGAAGGCGGGCAAACCGAAUGAACAACUACUGGUGCGUACGUACGAAUCGGCGCCUUCACCACCACGACGCUUACAGGUGACUGUGCUGACAGAUACGACGGCGAACAUCAGCUGGCUUGCGCCCAGCGAGAGUAACGGUUAUAUACGUGAGUAUAUUGUGAAGCUAAAUAAUAAGGAAAUUUCGGUGAAUACCACGCUUUUGGAGGAUCGCAACAAUAUUAGUUUCCUCUUGACGAAUCUAACCAGUUUCACGUCGUACAAAGUGUUUAUUAUCGCGGUCACAACGUACAGAUCGAAUCACAGCAACGAUGUACACUUCACUACGUUUAUGAGCGCGCCCUCUAAAAUGGCUUACUCCGGUACAACGUACGUGAAUCUAAAAGAAGUGCAGGUGAAGUGGUCGCCACCUAGCCAGCCUGGCGGUCGUUUGGACUAUUAUGAGAUCGCCGUAACUGUGUUACGCGGUGAUUAUAUCGAACGUCGUCGGCUGUCCGUCGUCUUCGGCAAUAGCUGUGUGCUGCGUAUACCCGCCUGUCCCGAUCCGGACUAUCAAACGAAAGUGGAAGUGCGCGCCAUAAAUGCGGGUGUGCUCGCGAAUAACGAAGUGAAUCCACAGGAUGUGCUUGAACACCAGAUCGAAUUCGAUCCGGACAUACAUCAUUACGAAGGUAACGAAGAAUUAGUAUGUGUAGGUACGGACAAUGCAGCGGUUGCAGCGCGUGAAAAGUCUGCAUUGUUGCGUUAUCACAAUAAAGACAAUUAUUACUUGUACAAGUCGGAUUGGUAUCCGCUGACUAGCUUCGGUUGUUCACAGCGACAACUUGGUAAAAUUACCGUUAUCACUUUAAUGAUUGUCUGCACAACACUGAUGUUGAUGGCGCUUAUGUUCUUCGCGACGAAAAAAUGGAAAAUGAUGAGCGAUAUACAAUGCACACUGCCCGAAGCGUUGGAUGCACACAUCAAGAAGGCGAAUGCCGCUGGCGGCGGUGGCUUUAACGGCGGCACCAUAAUCAACGGUGAUGUUGGUGGUAUACACGUCAAUGAAUUUCUAGCAACGUCACCGUCGCGCACCAUAACCUCACAACCGUUACACGACAACCACGAGCGACUGCACAAUGAGGAGCAUCACUUGUUGGGCCGACAUAGGCAUGACUCGGGCUACAUUUGCGAUGAGUUGCCAUUCGAACGUAGUAUUAGCGCGCUGACGGCGACAACACAGCUCACGGACAAUGUGGAAGAUUUGCGUGACUACGCGCACUCUGAAAGUUCGUCCGAUUCGUUGAUGGGUAGCACAGGUAGCAGUGGUGGUGCUAGCGGUGAACCGGAAGCACAGGACGUAGCACCAUUGCAGCGCAUAACUGAAGAGCCUACUGGCUACGUACAAGCCGGUGCUUUUGGCGGUUACGUAAUGGCAGACAAAUUGAACGCCUGGUUGCAGCCAAAAGCGCCAGUGCAACCAGCAGCAGCAGUGCAAGCCAACACGAAUGGUUAUGUGCAAGCGGAUGCUCUACUUGCGGCAGCGACGAAAAACAAGAAAAGUAUUGCACCCGUCGCCGCUUUCAGCGGUUACGUUAACCCCACAGAUCUGCCACAAUGGUCCGCAGAGACACAAAAUACACCGACAACAACAGCAGCAGCAGCAACACCAAGUGCAAAAGUAAGCGAGGUAUCCGCCUGUAGCAGUGGUUACAUAAAGGAUACAGAUUUAAAAAUGCCCAGCGCUUGGGCACUACCGCCACAAAUACGCACCAAUGGCAUUGAGUCGGUUAAUAAUAGUGAUUAUAUAAAUGCAAGUGAUUUGUGUGCAGCUACGGCAAAGUGGACAGGUCAACAACAACCAAAACAGCAGCAGCCGAAUGCGCCAGUUGCUAAUAACAGCGGUUAUAUAACGGUGGAUAGUCUAAAUGCCACAAAGCCAAGUGCAGUGACACAGCCACCAGCCAACUCAAUUAACAAUAAAGCACAGACGACUGCACCGAUAACUGUCAACCAAUCGACCAGCAGCGGUUAUGUGCAACCAAGCACUUUACAAGCGUUACUUUUCAAUGGGCCUGCAACAGCAGGUGCUGCACCGUUAAACAAUACGAAUUUAACGAAUUUUAGUGGUUACACAACAUUGGAUGCGCUGGGCAAACUAACGCCACCACAAGGCGACGCAUCCACGACGGCACAUAGGCCACAGCAAGCUGAUGCUAAACCGCGGCUCAUGGGCUAUGUGACGCAGCGUGAAAUGAAUGAAUUUGGACAACAACAGCAAAUGCACUAGAGGAAUAACAAUAACAACAAAUGCACUAGAGGAAUAACAACAACAACAAAUGCACUAGAGGAAUAACAAUAACAACAAAUGCACUAGCUGAAUAAAAAUUACAACAAAUGUAGUGAACUUUCACUUGUUGAAGAAUUCGGGGAA
Molecule: messenger RNA, 5016 nt
Organism: Zeugodacus cucurbitae (melon fly)
Lineage: Eukaryota; Metazoa; Arthropoda; Insecta; Diptera; Tephritidae
Gene: dome
Product: cytokine receptor
Exons: 4
Coding region: 631-4872 (1413 amino acids)
Molecular function (GO): protein binding
Source: RefSeq, a predicted model, not a curated record